Acanthaster planci (crown-of-thorns starfish) is the source of this 3826-nucleotide messenger RNA. RefSeq names its product metal transporter CNNM4-like. The record is from RefSeq and is a predicted model, not a curated record. Gene Ontology annotation, biological process: magnesium ion homeostasis; transport. Lineage: Eukaryota; Metazoa; Echinodermata; Asteroidea; Valvatida; Acanthasteridae. Gene Ontology annotation, cellular component: plasma membrane. Gene Ontology annotation, molecular function: transmembrane transporter activity.
CCGGAUGAGCGCACAAAUUGUGAACGCCUCGUCAGCAGUGAAAUUUUCACUUUGAGCUGGGAAAAGAACACCAGAGAACUAUCAAACCAGGCACGAUAUGUUAAAUUUAAGACAGAAUAAUUGUUCAUUGAUUAAUUUAUCUCAAUGAUGUCUGGUUUUCAGAUUUAUUUGGUGGUGUACAGGUGACAGCGGUUGGUUCGGUUAAGCGAACACGAACAUCCAUUUCUCAAGAUGGCGGCCUCCAUAGGCGUUGUAUGCUCGUCGUUAAGAACUAUACGGUUCUUUUACGUAGCCUCUCCACUCGUGCAGAACCGUUUUAGAACUACCAUGUUAACAGUGAGGACACUUCUUACUUUGAUUGUUUUUAUUCUAAUGAUGGCUACAGUGCCAGCCACACUGGGGGCUGGUGUCUCUGGUGAUGGGGUUGCUGGUAUUGCUGGUAACGAGACUCGGCCAUGUCAGCACUCUCAGACACGUAUCCUGGCAUUGUCAAAAAACAGUGAGGGAAUAGUUGUUGGUGCAGCAGGGGAGUUGCGUGUUCCACAAGAUGAGCAAGUCUCCAUUAGACUCAUUGGAGAAAACAUCAAGGUUGGAAUGGUGGUGUGGUUCACCACAACGGAGGGGGACAAGGAGGAUCCUUGUGGAGAAUUGGACCAUCCUGAUGUUGCGACAGUAGAACCAGAUCCAGCCAACAUGGACAGCAACACCACAGGGCUGUUAAAUGUGAACUUUACAUCGUUGAAACCCCUCUACUUGUGUGUGAAGCCGGAGGGCAGAGAGAUGACACAUCUAGGCACCGCCAGCUGGCUUCAGGUUCAUAUCAUUCCAUCACUCUUGCCGCUGUGGUUACAGAUUAUUCUUAUCAUAUUGCUGCUUGUCUUGUCUGGGCUGUUCAGUGGGUUGAAUCUGGGUCUGAUGGCCCUUGAUCCAACUGAGCUGAAAAUCCUUCAGAACUGUGGGAACCAUCGUGAGAAGCAGUAUGCCAAACGGAUAGCCCCGCUCCGUCAUACCGGGAAUUACCUGCUGUGUACCCUGCUCCUGGGCAAUGUGCUGGUGAACAGCACCCUCACGAUCCUUAUCGACGAUCUCUCCUCUGGCCUGACGGCUGUCAUUGGCUCCACGGCGGGGAUCGUCAUCUUUGGGGAAAUUGUACCCCAGUCCAUUUGCUCCCGCCACGGGCUGGCUGUGGGCGCCAGAACAGUCUGGCUGACAUAUGUCUUCAUGCUCAUAACGUUUCCUGUGGCAUACCCGAUCAGCAAGAUCCUCGACUGGAUCCUGGGUAAAGAGAUUGGGAAUGUGUACGACCGGGAACGCUUGCUGGAGUUGAUCAAGGUGACAGACGAGUAUACAGACCUUCAGAAGGAAGAAGUCGAUAUCAUCUCAGGUGCACUGGGGCUGAAGAAGACCCCCGUGAAAUGCGUCAUGACACCGCUGGACGACUGCUACAUGCUAGACGAGGAAGCUGUGCUCGACUUCAACACAGUGACGGACAUCAUGAAUAAAGGUUUCACCAGGAUACCGGUGUAUUCGGGAACCAGGGAUAACAUAGUGGCCUUGCUGUUUGUCAAGGACCUUGCGUUUGUCGAUCCGGAUGAUUGCACGCCCUUAAAAACGGUCAUCAAAUUUUACCAGCAUCCCAUCAACUUUGUAUUUGAGGAUACCACGCUGGACGUCAUGCUCUCAGAAUUUAAAAAAGGUUCCUCUCACAUGGCCAUUGUCAACCGGGUCAACAAUGAAGGGGAAGGCGAUCCCUUCUAUGAAGUCUUGGGACUUGUGACCCUUGAGGAUGUCAUUGAGGAAAUCUUGAAGACUGAAAUUGUGGAUGAGACUGACAUCUACACCGACAACGUGUCCAAGAAGAAGAUCAACAAUCCCAAGCGUCGUGAUUACUCCAUCUUUGCCCAGCAGGAUGACGUCAUUCGUGCCAAGGUCUCCCCCCAGCUGGCCCUAGCCAUAUUCCAGUUCCUACACACAGCCGUGGAACCGUUCAAGAUCGAGAUGAUCUCGGAGACGAUCUUGCACCGGCUCUUGGAGCAAGACAUCUACCACAACGCCAGGCUGGAGGACAGCAGACACGCCCCUGUGUACCUGUACAGCCGGGGCAAGCAGGCGGACUACUUCAUCAUCAUCCUGCAGGGCAGAGUGGAGGUGACCAUCGGCAAGGAGAACUUGGUCUUUGAGCAGGGACCCUUCGCAUUCUUUGGCCAGCAUGCUCUGAUUUCUCCCGGAGGUACCGCCACCACCAUCUCGCGCUCCGGCAGUCGCACCAGCGUGGGCAGCAGCAUGAGCGCAGGCUCUAACACGCCGGCUGCCCCUCCCUUCGUCCCGGACUUCACAGUCCGUGCCCUGUCAGACGUCCAGUACCUGCGCGUCACCCGCAACCAGUAUGCAGCGGCCCGGGCCGCCACCAAGAUGGAGCGGGAGACCAAGGCAGAGAGUCCCACUGAAACCAAGGAGAUUUUCAACAAAGAGUGGAAGAAGGUGAGCAACAAGGAGGCCCUUCAGAGCAAAGAGACGGCCUCAGUUGACGGCGUGGACAUCCGCAGCAUCCAGGUGGGCAUGGGCGAGAAAGACAAGACUGAGAGCUCCUUGUAGUGGCGGCUCAUGUCCCAAUGCCUAGGGUGAUCCCUGGUAGAAUUCAGAGCGGUGGUUUUUACCCUUCAAGAUCUUGGGAAGGCAAUUUCCUUCCUCCCUCCGUCUCAACUAUGUGCAAGAGAAUUUUACGUACCCUAACCUUCCUGGGUGUACUGGCUUUAAACCCCUUGCAGACGCAUCAUUUUGCACCAUUUGUUGAAGUUUAAUACUUGCCUGCAGAGUACACCCAGUUCCAGCAGGUCAACUCUCCCCAAGGCCAAACGGUCACAGAGUCUGUGGUUGCCAGCCGCCGCAGACUCCAACAGUUGCAAUGUUCAGCGGGACUGGCUACUCUUGGCACAACUUGGGCAGUCUGUUCAGCCGAUGUCGAUUUCCCAAUACAACAAAGUGUACUAGGGUUUUCCACCUGUCGCACUUUGCCUUGUCUUGGUUAUACAAGCCAUGGUUUUGUGCAGCUGCAAAGUUUAAGCCUCGUCAGGAGAAGCAGGUUGCAGGUCAAGUCAUUACUGUAUCACACUACUAACACACAAUUUUUCCUUUGCAUUGGAUUGACCAUGAAAAAAUUCUGACGGCGGUUUGCAAGUUCAGUACAUCCAAACUGUGAUGAAACUGCUUUCAUUCUGUACAUGAUACCAAUUAUUCAAAGUACAAGUGGCAAGUUGUGGCAAUGAUAGCAGUGGGGGAAAGCAUCUGUCAUUCCUCCAUCUCACCCCACCCAUUUGCAGUUAUAAUCAAAUUAUCAAAGCCAGUCUACCUACAUGUACGAGUUCUGGUCCUGGACCGAGAACCCACUGGUAUCCCUGCUCUGACCACUGAGGAACAUUGUCCAGGAUAGACUUGGCUUAGACCGAUCAAGAGAAGACACUAACUGCGCAGAUUGAGACUAUUGUCAAAGAGCUUCCUCCGGAUAAAAGAAUAUGUAAAUAUAAAAUAGCAGAAACUAAACAAUUGAAUUCCUAAAUCCAAGAAAACGAAAUGUGUGGUGUCUUCUUGGUGAGACCUUAAGUGACAGUCAAGGCAUUCAUACAUCUGUACUAGCAAACAGCGAGUCGUAGUUUUCAAUCCGUUGCUGAAUUUUAUUUCACGUGGCAGAGUUUCGAUUGUGGUAUAUGGAGUACUCUCCACACUAAGAUAUGUAAACACUAAUCAUAUAUGCGUUAUCCCAUGAGGCUGGGGCACAAUUUGUGACGGUGUCCAUUGUUACAUGAGUUCCGUAAAAAUGAACAGUGAU